UUUCCUUUUCUUUUUGCAUAAAAAGAAUCUAUGUUGAGGUACGUAGCGGUGAGGUGGGAGAAAUUUCAGGGGCUUCCAUCUUUGUUCAUCCUAUCUUCUUCCAUGCUAGCAUGUCUGUUGUCUGUUUCCAAUUCUAUGCGUUUCACGGUUGGGGGUUGAGGGACACUCUAGGUGAUUCUUUGCGUUUCCAUUAGAUUCAUUCAAAGAAUCUGGUGGAAACGGAUGAAAUCUAGAGAUCUACCCCAUUGGAACAAGGUGUUCUCGGCCUGUCCAUGCUGAAAGUUCCCUGCAAUCUUCUCUGAGAAGACGUCUAUCGGCUUUUCUAGGAUCGGCACCGCUGCGCCUGAUUGAGCAGGCGGAUCUACCGUGGGUCGGAUUGGGUAACUGGGUGCGCAAUCCGAGGAUGGAACAGUUUCGGCAGAUAGGAGAAGUAUUAGGAAGCCUAAAGGCGUUAAUGGUGUUCCGCGGCAAUAGACAGAUCAACGGGCGUCAAUGUUGUUUGUUGCUGGACAUGUUGAACCACGCGUACGAAGUUGUGGCUGACGAGAUGAGAGAGAACCUGCGAUUCGAAGAGAAACAUGCCAAAUGGAGAAUCCUGGAACAACCAUUGAAAGAGCUCCUCAGGGUGUUCAAGGAAGGAGAGAUCUAUAUCAGACUCUGCUUGGACAAUAAGGACUGGUGGGCGAAAACCAUGAUCCUAUAUCAGAACACAGAUUGCAUUGACCUCCACAUCCACAACCUGUUAAGUUGCAUGCCAGUGGUCAUCGAAGCGAUUGAGAUCGCCGGAGAAAUUACUGGUUGGGAUCAUGAUGAGAUGCAAAAGAGGAGAUUGGUGUACUCAAAAAAGUACCAAAAAGAAUGGAGUGACCCGAAGCUCUUCCGAUGGAAAUUCGGCAAACAAUAUCUCAUAACUCAAGAUUUCUGUGACCGGUUAGACCAAGUGUGGAAAGACGAUAGAUGGCUUCUGAUGAAUAAAAUCCGGGAAAAGAGUAUUUCCGGCUCCGCAUCAAAGUAUGAGCAGCGACUUAACGAUCUGCUAUUAAGGAACUUGGAUAUGUGGGAGCCUUCCAAUUGGAAACUCUUGCCAAGUUCGAUCCUAGUCGGGUCGAAGGACUACCAGGUAAGGCGAAGGCUAGGUAAUGGCAGCCAAUACAAGGAGAUACUUUGGUUGGGCGAAACCUUUGCUCUGAGACAUCUUUUCGGGAAUACCGAGACCCUAGUUCCUGAGAUUUCGUUGAUACAUUCUCUCUCCCACCCCAAUAUACUGCAAUUUCUUUGUAGCUUCAUCGACGAGGAAAAGAGAGAGUGUUUCGUGGUUGCAGAGCUGAUGAAUAGAGACCUAGGAAGCUACGUCAAGGAAAUCUGCGGUCCACGAAAACGAAUUCCUUUCUCUCUUCCUGUUGCCAUCGAUUUGAUGCUUCAGAUUGCUAGAGGGAUGGAGUAUCUCCACUCUAAGAAAAUCUACCAUGGCGAUCUCAAUCCUUCUACCAUUCUGGUGAAGGCAAGAGGUGGUUCAGGAGAAGGAUACUUGCAAGCCAAAGUCUCAGGAUUCGGCCUGUCUUCCUGUAGAAACUCUUCCCAAAAGACAUCUUUAAAUCAAGAUGGAAUCAUUUGGCAGUCUCCCGAAGUUCUAGCUGAGCAAGAAGAGACGGGAAGUACCAGAGACAUGAAGUGCACCGAGAAGUCCGACGUCUACAGUUUCGGGAUGAUUUGCUUUGAACUUCUAACUGGAAAAGUACCCUUUGAGGAUGCGCAUCUUCAAGGGGACAAAAUGAGCAGGAACAUCAGGGCAGGAGAGAGGCCCUUGUUCCCAUUCCAUUCACCGAAAUACUUGACCAGCUUGACGAAGAGAUGUUGGAAUAUCGAUCCAAAUCAACGGCCGAGCUUCUCUUCCAUUUGUAGGAUCCUUCGCUACGUGAAGCGCUUUCUCGCGAUGAAUCCUGAUUGCGGUGGCCAGCCAGACUUGCCAAUGCCAUCUGUGGACUACCUUGAUAUCGAAUCGAGGCUGCUGAAGAAAUUUCCUUCCUGGGAGAGCCCCAACCCAUUACCCGUAUCAGAUGUGCCAUUUCAGAUGUUCGUUUACCGAGUAGUAGAGAGGGAGAAAUCAAGUGCUUGUUCUAAAGAGAACUCUGAAUCGGGUAGCGAGGGAGCCUCCAUCUGCGGUGAUGAAAGCACGAUCAGUUUGGACGAUCCUCUCCCGUCAGCACCCGAAAGGAAAUUAUCACCCUCUCCCGAAACUCCGAGCAGGAACUUGACAUCGUUGAAAAGAAUAACAGAUGUCAAACUAAACAAACAACCUGGGACACCAAGAGGGCGGUCACUACGGCCUCCACAGAUAACUCCAACCGGGCGAAGCAUUAGAAUGAAUUCAGAGAGUCAGCUACUGCUGAUGAGUCCAAAGAUAAAGAGGUCAUCAUCUGGUAAUGCAUCAGACUGAGAGCUUUCUCAAUUGGCAUUAUUCUCAACCCAAGUCGCGUGCUCCAAGCGGUUUGCUGACUGGGCACCACAAAUUCAUUAGUACACGAAGCCAUCCGAAGUGUUCAACCCAGCAUUGUAAAUUAAAGCAGCUUUUGACCGUGAAGUCAAUGGAAUGUUUGAUGUGGUGAUUACAUUCCCAUACGAGGGAGCCUUGUCUCCACCGUUCAGCACCAUCAAAUUCACCUAAGGUGAAAAUC
Messenger RNA from Rhodamnia argentea, 2675 nucleotides. Its product is annotated as mitogen-activated protein kinase kinase kinase 7-like. The coding region runs from base 404 to 2437 and encodes 677 amino acids. Gene Ontology annotation, biological process: protein phosphorylation. The transcript has 2 exons. Gene Ontology annotation, molecular function: protein kinase activity; ATP binding. The record is from RefSeq and is a predicted model, not a curated record. NCBI's taxonomy places the organism in Eukaryota, Viridiplantae, Streptophyta, Magnoliopsida, Myrtales, Myrtaceae.